Messenger RNA from Pungitius pungitius (ninespine stickleback), 4763 nucleotides. RefSeq names its product TBC1 domain family, member 14 (gene tbc1d14). The coding region runs from base 601 to 2769 and encodes 722 amino acids. Lineage: Eukaryota; Metazoa; Chordata; Actinopteri; Perciformes; Gasterosteidae. The transcript has 14 exons. The record is from RefSeq and is a predicted model, not a curated record.
GCUCCCAAAACCGUCCUCAUCAUAGGACUCGUUACACAGGUUGCGGGGUCGAUUAUUAAUGCCUGCAGCCGCACGCAGGUAUAUGAUCGAUGGGGAGCAUUCAUCACUCCAUUACACCACACUCACGGCGCAAGUUUGAUUUUUAAAAUGGCGGCGGAAGCGUCUAAACAGGUAUGAAAUGUUAUCGAUACUGGGUAAACUUUACAAAAGCGCUUGUCAGUAACGCCGAAGCAGCGUUGCGUCUCCCGCGGUGCAGCAAGAACACGUCUCCGGCAUUUUGGACUUCCUUUAAACGCACUCGAGGAAGCGCUGCGACAACCGAGUCGAGUCGGCGUCAGCGGCAAGUGCGCCCGAGGGGAGUCCCGGUGGAUGCGGCCCCGCUCCUUCACCUGAGUUCACUGCACGUGUUCGUCCCGACGAACGAGCUCACGCCGGUGCGGCUUUUGUCCCCCCGAACUGCGCUGAGGAGGCAGGGAGGUGAGGGGCGGGUGUCAAAGCAUCAUCAUCAUCAUCAUGGACCGCUGCGUCCGGAGGAGACCUGCAGCCCACCUGUAGCAUCGACCGACCCACCGACCCACCGGCCGGCCGGCCGGCGGCGACAUGGCGAACACGGCCCGCGGUGCCCAGGAGCGGAGAGACGGCCGCGGGGGUGUGUCUGCAGAGGUCAUAGUGGAGAACGGCUGGGUAGUGACGGAGCUGACUGCUUCUGACCUCCACGAAGGCACCAACCAUCACUGCCACAAACCCAUCACAACCCUGCACAGGGAGUCCGUCCUGCCCAGUUACGUGCCGUCCUGCUCCUCCACCCCCCCCAUCUCCUACUGCAGCCCCCAGAAGAGCCAAGCGGACCUGAGCCAGGACAGCCACAGCUUGACCUCCCAGGACUCUGGUAUCCCAACUCUGGAGAUCAACCCUCCAGAGAACAUCCUUCACGGCCACCAUCGGCCAGGUGACGGAGGCCUCCUACCGGACUCCAGCUCCUACUCCCCAGCCACUUUGACUUUAGAUGAUGAUCCCUCUGAUGGCAACGCCAUCCGGAAAUCCUCCACCUUCCCCCGCAGCGGGUACGACUCCGUCCGCUUCUUUAACCCCGCCCUCCGACUAUCCGCAACCACAGGGAUGGGUCUCGGGGGCGGAGGUCUGAACCGAAGUGAUGACAUCUCUGUGUGCAGCGUGUCGAGCAUGAGCACCGAGCUCUCGGUCUCCAACGAAGACAUCCUGGAUCUCACCGUCACCUCCGACUCUAGCGCCAUUGUUACCAUGGAGACCGAUGACAGUAAUUUCUCCGACGUGACGCUGUCAUCGGAGAGAGACCUAUGGAGCCCAGCAGGAGCACAUCCGCGGUCCGUUGUCAUGCAACCGGAAGAGGAUGGCAGGCAGAAGAAGAUGGGCCCUCUAGCAAGCUUGUUCAACAGGAGCCUCUUUGCCAGGAGGGUGAGGGACAGUCAUCCAGCGGAGCAGAGGGAUCCCGGCUGGAAGCUGUUUGGAAAAAUCCCUCCGAGAGAAGGCCCCAUUAAGGACCCGAAGAGAAUACAGAAGGAAUAUGAAACAAAGAGUGGCAGAGCUGGACCUGGCAACCUGACGUCUCCCAGGCAUGGUAUAAGGAAAAACCUGGACUUUGAGCCACUCUCCACCACAGCACUCAUACUGGAAGACCGACCUGCUAAUCUUCCCGCCAAGCCAGCCGAGGAGGCGCAGAAGCACCGACAGCAGUAUGAGGAGAUGGUGGCCCAGGCCAAGAAGAGAGAGUUAAAGGAGGCUCAGAAGAGAAAGAAGCAGCUGGAGGACCGCUGUAAGCUGGAGGAGAGCAUCGGCACCGCUGCCCAGAUCUGGAACCUGGAGAUUUUGCCCAACUGGAGUACAACGUGCACAUCUAGACGGGUGAGAGACCUCUGGUGGCAGGGCAUCCCCCCCAGCGUAAGAGGCAAAGUGUGGAGCCUGGCCGUGGGCAACGACCUCAACAUCACACAUGAGCUGUACAGCAUCUGUCUGUCCCGGGCGAAAGAGAAGUGGAGGAGCACGCCGACACAUUCGGUAGAGCCUGAACCUGAAGGUCCCGGUUCGUCAGAUCGCGAGUCGAGUCUGGAGCUGAUCAAACUGGACAUCUCGAGAACCUUCCCACAUCUGUGCAUCUUCCAGCAGGGCGGGCCAUAUCAUGACGUGCUGCACAGCAUUCUGGGAGCAUACACUUGUUACCGGCCAGACGUUGGCUACGUGCAGGGGAUGUCGUUCAUCGCAGCAGUCCUAAUCCUGAACCUUGACACAGCGGACGCCUUUAUAGCUUUUGCCAACCUGCUCAAUAAGCCCUGUCAGAUGGCCUUCUUCAGAGUCGACCACAGCCUUAUGUUGACUUACUUUGCCGCAUUUGAAGUGUUCUUUGAAGAAAACCUACCAAAGCUCUUUGCACAUUUCCAGAAAAACAGCCUGACGCCCGACAUUUAUUUAAUCGACUGGAUCUUUACCCUGUACAGCAAGUCGCUGCCGUUGGACCUGGCGUGCCGGGUGUGGGACGUUUUCUGCAGAGACAGCGAGGAGUUCCUGUUCCGCACGGGGCUGGGGCUGCUGCGUCUCUACCAGGACGUCCUGACCACCAUGGACUUCAUCCACAUGGCUCAGUUCCUCACUCGCCUGCCCGACUUCAUCCCCGCCGAGCAGCUCUUCCAGCACAUCGCCGCCGUUCACAUGACUAGUCGCAACAGGAAGUGGCCGCAGGUCCUGCAGAUGUUACAGAAAGAUCCGGAGCGAGGCAGCCCGGUGCUGAAGCGCUGAGUCUUCACACGUUACUGGACUGUGUGAGGGCCCUCGAUGGAGAGAAAGAACCUUGAAGCGCAGCUGGACCUAUCGGGUUGUAGCCUCUGUGAUAAAACCUCUUCACCAGAACCAGGACUCUAGAGGGGGAUGAGAGUGGGGAGGGGAAAGGAAGAUGAGGCCUUAUUUAUCCCCCUCAAUCCCUCCUGAAGAAUGUAUCACACACUCCCACAUUCAGCAGGAAGAGACACCACUCGUCUCAGACUGGAAGCCGACCAUCUUUCUAGCUCCACUCCCACUUGUCCUUUGUUUUAAGUGACUCUCUGAUAUUGAUACCGGUACCGGUCAGGGAAAGUGACAGUGAUGUCUUGAAAUUUCAGCUCCACAGUCUGACGUGUGAAUGGCGGUGGGAAGUGGAACUUCAGCUCGGUAUCGGUCUCAUUCUGUGUCUUGCAGCUUUUUUUCCCCUCCAAACUUUAGUCAGUCCUUCAGUUAGAUCUUGUCCUUGUGAGCUUUUCGUUUGCGUGUUUGUUUUGUUGCUACAGACUUUUUUUUUCCUAUCCUUUCCAUGAAUUCAACUUCACGGUUCAUUUAUGUCGAUGAAACUGGAGUGAAGGAUGCUGCUGUCAUACAGACCUCUUUUAAUGUUAGCCGUGCAGUAAGCGCAGGGGGAUGUCUUUCGAGUGAAUUUAUUUAAUAUUUAUCAAAAGGAGACGAAUGAAGCGUUGUUACUUAGCCUUUGUCCCGUCCAUCGUACACUUGAUGUGAAUAACGCGUACACUGGAGGAUGUGAUGGUAGUCGAUAUGCACUGCAGGCGCACUGAUCUGAGGGCCUGGGCACUGGACAAUCGGCUGCUCGGUCUGCGCCUGGCUGACCGUUACCUCUUGUUAGCACUGUCUUUUUAGUUUUUUUCUACACGAUCUUUCACCUUUUUAGCCCCGUUUUGUGGACACCUUCUCUGCCUCCAACUUGAGGCAGAGAAAAACAUUCCACAGAUAAAAAGUAGUUUUUUUGUUUUUAGAUCACACGUUUUUCCGUCAUUGUGCAUCUGUCAGCGGUCAGUCUGCCUUUUUGGUGUAGCCGUCAUGAGGCAAGCUCUGUGGCAGCGUGUCAGGGCCCUGCCUUAGUGAAUGUCUUUUCUUCCUAACUAGCAGUGGGCAGGGCCAGUAUUCUCAUCACUGUUGGUUGGGGUUUUAUUACCAGCAUUGUUUUUCACCAUUCGUCAUAGCCUAGACAGUACACAAUACUUUUUGAUCAUUGGUUAACGUUUUUCUGUUUCGCUCAUAAAUUUCUUUAUGAACUUUAUUAAUGAAUUUGUGUUUUUCUCGAUUUCCCCCCCCCCCUGCACCUCUUCUCCCCUUAAGUGUUUUCUUUUUACUUAAAAUGGCCCUUAUAUGCGCUUGUUGUUGAGCCCAUAAGGGAAUUUGCACAGACCGACUCAUGAGAUGAACUUUUAGAAGUGCAGACAGAUCUACCCUUUGCUAACGUUGAUGCCUGGACCACGGACGCACUACAACACAUGUUGUGAGUAGGAAAACCAAACUAACAGGAAGCUUGUUGUGUUCAUGCCUGCAAACGGGCAAACAUCAGCUUAGCGCCACACUUUCUCAUCAUCAAAGUCCCCCACCCACCCAGUGUGGUGACACACUGCAAUAAAGCUUUUUGCACAUAUAUGUAAGCUUUUGAGCUGUGCCUCGCAUCAUCACUUGUCUUCACUCUCAGGUUUGAAAAGGGUUUUCAUUUUAGUUUUUAUUGUGCUUUAGUAGUCACAGCAACAGUUGCGGUGUCUGUGCUUUAUGUGCAUGUGUUUAGUGGCAUUUUCAGAUUAAAAUAGGUUAGUUAAUUGUUAGUUGUAUCAUUAAAGACUGUCCCUUCCAGCUCCACCAACACUACCCACUUUCCAUCACCCAUGCACACACACACACCCACACAAACACUGCGGCAGUUGCCAGAAACCACAUUCAAUCCAAUUUGAAUAAAAAUGUAAUCUGCUGUUAUUCUUUUUUUUUUUUUU